Messenger RNA from Onthophagus taurus, 4607 nucleotides. RefSeq names its product DNA polymerase alpha catalytic subunit (gene DNApol-alpha180). Gene Ontology annotation, cellular component: alpha DNA polymerase:primase complex. Gene Ontology annotation, molecular function: DNA-directed DNA polymerase activity; DNA replication origin binding; single-stranded DNA binding. The record is from RefSeq and is a predicted model, not a curated record. Gene Ontology annotation, biological process: lagging strand elongation; mitotic DNA replication initiation; leading strand elongation. Lineage: Eukaryota; Metazoa; Arthropoda; Insecta; Coleoptera; Scarabaeidae.
UGAGGUUAGAAUUAAAAAGUUUGCCGCCAAUUUCUAAAGUGAUAGAUGUGUUAUUUUAAAGUUUUAUUUUAAUCAAGAAUUUUAGCUGAUUUGCCGUACAACAUGGAAAAUGAUGCAGUAGAAGGAAGAGCAAAGCGACAAAAGUUGGAUAAAACUGGCCGUUUCGCAGCUCUCCAAAAAUUAAAAGAGCAUAAACAAAGGGGAUCUAAGCAUAAAUACGAAGUUGAUAACAUAGAAAAUGUGUAUGAGGUUGUAGAUGAAAGAGAGUAUACGAAAGAAGUGUUAAAUAGGCAAGAAGAAAAUUGGAUUGUCGAUGAUGAUGGGAGUGGAUAUGUGGAAGAUGGUAGGGAUAUUUUCGAUGAUGAUUUAGAUUCAGCCUCAAUUGCUGCUGCUUCAAAAAGUAAAGGUUCAAGUUCGAAGAAAAGAAAAGCAGUAUCAGAAAAUGCAGGCAGAGGAAAUCUACAAUUCAUGUUAUCAAGUAUGCCAUCAAAAAAGAAAGAGACAGUUAAUUUGGGGGAAGAUGAUAUUUUAUCAGAGCUUAUUCAAGAAAUUGAUGUAAAUCAAUCCGAUUUAGAUCAAACCAGUAAUAAAACUUCGCUUUUAAAUGAAAAGCAAGCCGCUAAAAAUUACAUGAAUUCGUUUUCUGUACCAAAACCACCCAAAGUCACAUUAACUCCAAUGAAAAUGAAGAAAAUUGAAAAGCCAACAUCAAUGAAAAUCUUUAAAUCUGAGAGUAUAUUGGCAAAAGUUCAAAAUAAUCAAAGUAAAUCUGAUGCUAAAGUUGAAUCAAAAGAUGUUACUAAACCAAUUGAUGAACCUUUAGAUUCAUUUGAUGAUAUUGCAGCUGAUUUUGAUACAAAUGAUUUUGAUGCAAAUGAUUUUGAAUUAUUAGAUCAACUUGAAGACAGUAAAACUCCAAGAUAUGAAAAUUUACCACUUAAAUCGAACCAUAUUGAAGAACCAAGUCAAAAAAUUGGUAAUUCUCAAACUAAUAUUGAAUCAAGUCAAUUAAAUGAUGAAUAUAUGACCCAAAUUGAGGAGUAUAAAUCUGUAAAAGAGCAAGAUGAAACAAUUACAGAAGAACAAUUAUUGGAAGGUUGGAAUACAAUGAGAGAGGGUUGUAAUCAACAAGAAGAAAAUAUUCCAAUAGUAAAUGUUGAAAGUGGAAACAUUCCAUUACAAGAAAAUGAAGAUGGGAAAAAAGUUUUUAGGUUUUUUUGGUGGGAUGCUUUUGAAGAUCGUCGAAUUCAACCUGGAGUUGUCUUUUUAUUUGGUAAAACUUAUUGUGAAGUUGCUAAAAGUUAUGUAAGUUGUUGUGUUGCUGUAAGAAAUAUUUUGAGGAAGAUUUUUUUGCUACCUAGACCAACGUUUAAAUUUGAUUGUAACAAAGAAGUUACUUUAUUAGAUGUUUAUCACGAAUUUAAUAACAAUAUCAAAUUAGAUACAUUUAAAUCAAAGAAAACGACAAAAAAUUAUCCUUUUGAUCCAGAUGUUCCAUUACAAUCUGAAUAUUUAGAAGUCAGAUAUUCCGCUAAAUCACCUCAAAUUCCAGAAGAAUUCUUAUCAGGAAAUACUUACUCAAAAAUAUUUGGUUUAAAUACAAGUUACUUAGAAAUUUUGUUGUUAGAUCAAAAAAUAAAAGGUCCAUGUUGGUUAGAAGUGGCAGAGCCUGAAUCUGUAUCAAACAAAAUAAGUUGGUGUAAAUAUGAGGUGAAUUGUAACACAUCGAAUAAUUUAACUGUUAAAAGUUUCAUGAAAAACACACCUUCACCUCCGCCAUUAACAGUAGCCACUAUUAAUACAAGAACAAUCGUUAGUCAUAACACAAAAACUGGAAGUGCCAAAAAUGAAAUUGUUAUGAUUACUUGUUUGGUGCAAAAUAAAUAUUUCGUUGAUAAACAAGCACCAAAUCCGCCGUUUCAACAACAUUUUUGUGUUAUAACACGCCCUGAUGGCAAAGCACUUCCAUUAAAUUUUCACGAUUCCCUUCAAAAAUACAAAGGUACUCGAGUACAAAAAAUGGAUAGUGAAAAAGCUCUUUUAACAUAUUUUAUAAAUCAAUUAAAUAACAUCGAUCCUGAUUUAAUUGUUGGGCAUGAUUUACAAGGAUAUCAAUUAGAUCUUUUUUGUAAUAGAUUAACCCAAUUGGGUAUUCGCCAUUUCAGUAAAUUGGGGCGUCUUAAAAGGGGUGCAAUUCCUCCUCAUGGAAAAUUUGGAAAAGAACUAUUUUGCGGUCGUUUAGUUUGCGAUGUUAAAGUUUCAGCGCACGAACUUAUUAAAUCACGAUCUUAUGAUUUGGACGCGUUAUGCCAAACGGUUUUAAAAGUUCAAGAUGGAUCGCGAUUAAGUUUAGAAGUUGAAGAUAUAGGUAGGAUGUAUCAAAAUUCGCAAGAUUUAUUAAAAUUAAUCACACUAACCAUGCAAGAUACUGCGUUUAUACUCAAAAUCAUGUACGAAUUAAAUGUGAUUCCUUUAGCUUUACAAAUAACAAAUAUAGCGGGAAAUGUUAUGUCGCGAACCUUAUUAGGUGGUAGAUCGGAAAGAAACGAAUUUUUAUUAUUACACGCGUUCACAGAAAAAGAUUAUUUGGUUCCUGAUAAAGAAUUUAUGAAGAAAGUUAAUAAAGAUGAAACCGAUACUGAAAUACCUGCAUCAAAACGAAAAAAACCCACGUAUUCUGGUGGUUUAGUUUUAGAUCCAAAAGUUGGUUUUUAUGAUACACUAAUUUUAUUGAUGGAUUUUAAUUCGCUAUAUCCAAGUAUUAUCCAAGAAUACAAUGUUUGUUUUACAACGUUAAUCCAAAAUGGUGAUGUUAUAAGUUUUUCAAUGGCAAAUACGGGUGUUUUACCCACAGAAAUAAGAAAAUUAGUUGAAAGUAGACGUGAUGUAAAAAAAUUAAUGAAAAACCCAGAUUUAAAUAAAGAUGUUUACAUGCAAUAUAAUAUAAGACAAACAGCUUUAAAAUUAACAGCGAAUUCUAUGUAUGGAUGUUUAGGUUUUUCUAAUUCGAGAUUUUUCGCUAAACAUUUAGCAGCGUUUAUCACGCAAAGAGGAAGAGAAAUCUUAACAAACACUAAAGAUACAGUUGAAAAAAUGACUUUUGAAGUCAUUUACGGUGAUACCGAUUCGAUUAUGAUAAAUACGAAUUGUUUGGAUUACGACCAAGUUUUUAAAGUUGGCAAUAAAAUCAAAAUUGAAAUCAAUAAACUUUAUAAACAGGUUGAAUUAGACAUCGAUGGGGUUUUUAAAUAUUUAUUAUUAUUAAAGAAAAAGAAAUACGCAGCUGUUACACUCUCAAAAAUGAAAAACGGGCAACUUAAAGUUGCGCAAGAACAUAAAGGUUUAGAUAUCGUUCGUAGAGAUUGGUCCCAAUUAUCGGCAGAAGCGGGAAAAAUUAUUUUAAAUCAUAUUCUUUCUGACCAAACCAUCGAAGAAAAAAUAACAAACGUUCAGCAACAUUUAACUAAAUUAAAAAGUGAUUUAGAAGAAAACGUUGUGCCUUUACCCCUUUUGGUGAUUACGAAACAAUUAACAAAAAAUCCUAAAGAAUAUUCAGAAAAGAAUGCUUUAACCCACGUUCAAGUAGCUUUACGUUAUAAUUCUAAAGGUGGUAAACAAUUACAAAACGGCGAUACAGUUCCUUAUAUAAUAUGCGAAGAUGGAACAUCGAAUGCAGCUACACAACGCGGUUAUCACAUCGAAGAAUUUAAAAAUUCAACAACGUUAAAAUUAGAUGUUAAAUAUUAUUUAGCCCAACAAAUUCAUCCUGUUAUUUCAAGAUUAUGUAGUCCAAUACCGGAAUUAGACUCAUAUCAAAUUGCAAAUUGGCUUGGUUUGGAUACAACACAUUUUAAGAAACCUAAUAAUAACGAAUCCUCUUCAAUCAACAAAAAUGAUAUGGUUCAAUAUAAUGAUGAGAUUCGAUAUCGAAAUUGCGAACCUUUUAUUUUUACGUGUUAUUUUUGUAAACAUUUGAAUACAAUAACCGAUUUGAUUAUGGAUAAUCAACCAUUUUUAAAUAAGUGUAUGAACCAAGAGUGUAGUGUCAGACCUUUGGAUUAUUUAGGAAACGUUCAAAACCAACUUUCUCUAGCUAUAAAUAAAUAUAUAAGAAAAUUUUAUCAAUUUGAAAUGACAUGUGAGGAUCCAUCUUGUACAUAUGACACGAAUCAUGUUUCAACGCGAAUAUUCAAUAAAUAUACAGUUUGUAAAAUGUGUAAUGAAGCAGUUAUGUAUGUUAAGUAUCCAGCUAAAGAUCUUCAUAUGCAAUUGAUGUAUUUUCAAAAGUUGGUUGAUGUUGGUAAACAUUCUAAAAAACAUUUGGUUAAUUCAUCAUUAGAAGUAGGUUACAAUGCUUUAAAAGAAACCGUUGAUAGAAUGUUGAUACAUUCAAAUUUUAAUGUUAUAAAUUUGGAAGAAAUGUUUGCGCCGUUUGCGCAUAAAAAAGAAUACAAUGGAAAAACAUUGGAAACAACUAAAAUUGAAGAUGAAGAUUUUGAUGAUCCUGAAGAAAACGAUGAUGAGUAAAAUCGUAUUGUUUUUUAUUAAUGUGAGAUUUAUUUUUAAAAGAACUAUUUUAAUUUAUACUUGUAGUGAAGAUUAAAUAU